AUGAUUUGGAAGUGCAUAAGGAUGCCAGGAGAGGAAACUCAUAGAUUCAUGGUGCAGACCAUUAACGAUAUCAAUGCUCAAGUUAUAGAAGAUCCUUCUUUGACCAAGAAUAUUGGAGGCCAAGCUAUCCAUUCUGGAGAAGUGAUUGUCACUUCUAUCAUUGCUGCCGGAGAUUUGGAGCUUCCCUUCAGAGAUAAGGAGGAUGAAACUCUGGCAGAACAACUAGCUAUUGAGGCAACUCUUUCUGGCAGAAGGAACAAGAGAAAAGAGAUUGCUCCAGUCCAUGAUAGUGUUGUCCAGCCUGAGACUUCAGCUGAAAGUCCUCCUCCCCCUUCUACUAAGUCAAAAAGACUUAGAAAGAGGACUGUGGUGGAGUAUGUGGCCACAGAAGAACCUGCAACAGCUCCCACAACCACUUCUGGAACAGAUGAAGAGCUAAGGGAGUCCUUUGAAGCUGUAGAGCAGGAGAAGGAACCAGAAGAAGGUGAUGUCUUUUUAAAAGAGAAGAACAAAGAGUUUGAAGAAGAGUCUUUCCAAGUAGAAGUGCCCAGAACUGUUGGGAUUUUGGCAGUGAUGACCAGCCCUUUGAAGCCUCGUAUCCUAGCUAUAAGUUCAUCUACCACAGCCUCCUUUGCUGAUUCAGAAUUGGCAAAGUUUGAAGCUAUGGACUUAGAUGCCCAACUGGACAAACUAGAGAAGCUUAGCUCCACUCCUAGCCAGGCUAAGUCCAAGGCAGUGGAUAAGGCAAUGAAGAGGGUGAAGAUUUGGCAAUCCACUGAGCUGGAACUGGAUGAGAACAGAGAAGCUGUUGACCAAUUGAUGAAAGACCUGGACCUACUGCAUGGACAGAACAUGGCUCCUAAGCCUAUACUUGAGAUGAGCCUUGGCUGGGCCAGAGAUGUGCUCAACCUUCAUGAUCGUUAUGAGGAUCUCAAGCACACCUUCAAAACCUCUGAGUUUUGGAAGGCUACUCAUGAAGCCAACUUGGCCGAUUAUGCAAAACAGAACGCAGCACUGGACCAGAUGGUUGCAGGUUACAAAGAAGCCAAGGCUACUGUCAAUAAGUUGGAGAGGCAAAUUGAAAAACUCCAAAAACAGCUGGAAGAAUGUAGAGAGAUGCAGAACAAGCUUAGGGUUGGACUGAGUUCUAAGACCAAGGCUACCUUUUUUGGUCAUGCCAGUUGCCUAUUUCUUUGA
Messenger RNA from Prunus armeniaca (apricot), 1197 nucleotides. NCBI's taxonomy places the organism in Eukaryota, Viridiplantae, Streptophyta, Magnoliopsida, Rosales, Rosaceae. The record is from the annotation of a GenBank genome assembly.